This is a messenger RNA of Microthlaspi erraticum, 1206 nucleotides long. Lineage: Eukaryota; Viridiplantae; Streptophyta; Magnoliopsida; Brassicales; Brassicaceae. The record is from the annotation of a GenBank genome assembly.
AUGAAUUUGGCUCUCUUUCCGCCGGCGCUUUCUUCAUCGGCGAGACUCUUUUGGUUCCUGUUACUUCUCGGUUGUGCUUCUUCUCCGGUGACAGAAUUGACGGGAUUUGCAGAGUUCUCGAGGACGGAUCUCUCGCCUCUCUUCUUCAACUUACCGGAGCAGUACGCUGAGCCCUUCUCACUCAGAGUGAGCAUCUUUACGGCGAUGCCGAAACCUCCACCAAAACCUCCGGAUCUACAGAUUUGCCUUCGACCCUUGGUUCUUUACCCUUCACACUCAUCUCAGCUGUCAUCCUUCUUUAUCUCCGUCACUCUCCCAGAUCUAUCGUUCCUAUCCACCAUCUCCUUAAGCUUUGGCCAAUGGAAGCUUCUCGUCCUACUCCUCGCCGGUGAAGGGACAUCGGGAUCUUGGAUUCCCGGUUGCGUAAAUUUGGACAUCUUGGUCCGGCGUUGUAAAAUUUUGGGAUUGAAGCAUGGUUUCUUCGGAGGGAGCUCUCUCUCGAAGCUAUUUCUUUCAGUCCGCCAUCGUUUGGCUCCACUGCGUGAUUCAAUUUCAGUUCCGCCGGCUUCAUUUCCGGCGACUUAUCAGAAGUUUAAGCUUAUUCCCUUGGCGUACCCUCGCAGCUCCGUCCAUGUGACGUGUUUUGUCUUUGGUGCUUCGUCGAGACUUUGCCAUCGUUUGGCUCCACCGCGUGCUCCACUUUCAGUCCCGCCGGUAUCAUCUCCGGCGACUUAUCAGAAGUCUAAGCUUCCUUCCUUGGCGUACCCUCCGAGCAGUUCCGUCCGGGAGACGUGUAUUGUCUCAUGUUCUGGUGCUUCGUCGAGAAUUUUCAUCACCACACCAGCUCCAUCAUUGGAUACAUCUUUAGGCGUGUGGCUUUGUGAACCUUCCUCUGUCGUAACAGAGAGAACUUCCUCCCUAUGGGAGAGAUCACGUAUUCCAUUUUCCUCCUUAGAGGAGAGAAUCUUACCUCCAUCGAGCUCUCUAUCAAGUAUGGAGUUGCUUCCCUCGAGUUCAUUCCGAGGUAUGUUAUCCAAUUUCUUCACCGACUUGUUUUCCUAUGUAGCUCCUUCUACGGAGUCAGAAGAAGCAACCGUUUUCGUCUCGACGAUUUUCGGAGGUGAAACUUGGUUUUCAACGUCAUCUUUAAAAAUAACUAAAUUUACGAACUUCGCAUUGCCAUGUUUGUUCCACCGACGCAUCUGA